Messenger RNA from Malania oleifera, 1638 nucleotides. RefSeq names its product U-box domain-containing protein 51-like. Lineage: Eukaryota; Viridiplantae; Streptophyta; Magnoliopsida; Santalales; Ximeniaceae. The transcript has 8 exons. The record is from RefSeq and is a predicted model, not a curated record. The coding region runs from base 204 to 1508 and encodes 434 amino acids.
AGUUGAGAUUGAUCCUAUGGACAAAAUCCAAUGUUUUGUCCAUAGAAACGGGAGCAGAGCUGCUGUCCGUUUCUCACGGCUGUACAGCGGCCGGUUUGUUUCAAAAUCACAGCUGCCGGCCAAUGAUAGGUCGUUCUGUGCCGUAGAUCCCCCGGGGCGACGGGAAAAAAAAAAAAAAAAAAAAGAAUAGAGAAGGAAGGUAGAUGAGGAGUUCUGGGGAAAAUAGGGGAAGGAAGUUGAUUGCAGUGGCAGUGGACAAGGAUAGAGGAAGCCAAAAUGCUCUGAAAUGGGCUAUUGAUAAUAUCACUAAAAAUAGGGAAAAUCUUAUACUUGUCCAUGUCAAUGCAAAACCACCAACAUCUCAUAUUGCAGGUUCAUCAGAAACUGGAAACGAUGACAUCCUCGCCGGAAAAGAGCCCAUUAAUCCAAUCGCGGAACUGUUUUUUCCUUUCCGAUGCUACUGUAUUCGUAGACAAGUGCAAUGUGAUGUUGUAGCACUUGAGGACACAAAUAUAGCAAAAGCAUUGAUCGAAUUCAUCUCUGAGCGUAAAAUUGAGACUUUGGUACUUGGUGCAACUUCAAGGACAAGCAUUUCCAAGCUAUUCAAGUGUACAGAUGUUCCAGGCCAGGUAUCAAAAUGGGCACCAGAGUUCUGCACUGUGUGUGUCAUAUCAAAAUCAAAGGCCACAUCCAUAAGAGCUUCCUCCCGUCGACCACCUCUUAUGUCAGGCAUGGAUCAGAGGACACCAUUUUCAUCACGUAUGAAUGAUGACACAGAUUCUAUAGGAACGGCUGCAGAUUACAGAUUACCUGAUGAGAUCUCUGCUCCGGAUGUCAGCAUGCCAUUUAUAAGCCCUGACAGGAGAAGCACUGACAGUGCAUUCCUUUCCUUCUAUGAAAAUCUUGGACUGGAGCGGGCUGGACAGCGCUCAGAAGGCUUGAACAUGGAUGAUGAUGUUUUUGAGUCAAUAUGCACUAGAUCCAAGUCAGUUGAUAUGAAGGCUUUGCAUGAAUUGUCCUCAAAUAUGGAGGAUGUUGGAAUAAAAUCAUGUUUGCCAGACUUGGAAGAUGUGGAUGAAAAGAUUGAGAGGCUAAGUCUGGAGCUUAACCGAAUCAUAGAGAUGUACCAUGAAGUCUCCAAAGAAGCCCUUGCAGCACAACAGAAGGCAAGGGAACUCCACAAUUGGAAAUUGGAAGAAGAACAAAGGCUAAAGGAGGCGCAGUUGGCUGCGGAAGUUGCGUUAGCAACUGCAGAAAAGGAGAAAGCAAAAUGUGCAGCUGCAAUUGAGGCAGCUGAAGCUGCUCAGAGAAUUGCCAAGCUAGAGGCACAAAAGAGAAAGGAAGCAGAAACGAAAGCAGGCAAAGAAACUGAGGAGAAGAUGAAGGCGUUGGAGGCUUUAGGCCACUCCAAGAUGGUUCUCAAAUACCAGCUCAUGUUCCAUGUCUUGGCUGUGUUGUUUCUUGUUUAUUUCAAUUUCAUAGAAGUGAAGUUCUUUAAUUCUAUUUAAGGUUAAGACAAAUUAUACAUACUCCUUGAACAUAACAUUAUCUUUUUUUGGUUGUUUCUUGAUUAUCUUCUAUUAUGUACUUGUAAAUAUGGGAGUGAAUAAAGAGGGCAUAAGGUGAUCAUUUGAAUUA